UAAAAUCUCCUCCCGAUAUCAGAGCACCGAUAAUACAAAAGCUUUUGAUAUCGUUUAAUUCCUGAAGACUCGUAGUAAAGUGCAAACGACGUUCGUGCGUUCAAUAUGCGGCCGUGGUACGCGUGUACUCGCGCGGAGUACCGGCGGAAAAGUCCGAUAAGGCGGAAAAUCGCGCGAGCGAAUAUCGCUUCCGGCGCUCCGGGAAAUUAUUUCAUUGCUGCGCGAAAAGAGAUCACCUUGGCCGGACGCGUAAACGGCGCGCGCGCAUUGAGGAAAAUCGUUGCGAUUUUAUCUCUUAAAAAUAGCGAUAAAAUAUUCGCAAACAAAUAAAUCGUAGUAAUUGAACAGAGAGAUGAAACAAACAGAGAUUCAAUGAGAUAACAGAGAUUCAAUGAGAUAACGUUUGAAAGCGCGGCAGCUUUUUUGCGCGCCAUUCCAGCCCCCGACAAUUCAUCCCUUCUUCUCACCGUCUCCCUUCAUCGCGCGUCGCUGCUAUAAAUCAAUAACAUUUUCGUUUCCAGAAGGUUCGGCUGAAAUGACGACGCUUUCAUUUUUGCAGUACGAAAAAUCUACGUAUCUGAUCGCGCUAAUUUCCCUUCUCUCGCUGUCCCUUUCGGAACAGGGCGGUCACGUGUUUUCUCUCUCUCUCUCUUUCUCUUUCUUUCUCUCCUCCUAUUUUCUCUAUUUCAAUUUUCGUGGAAAAUCCCUCAAAUGGAAUCGACGAUGUUACAAAUUGGUCCGGGUUAUUGGAAACUGUGUCGAGGCUGAAUCGAGAGGAAUCGAGAGCAGCGGUGAUAUUGACAAACAAAGAAACUGGCCCGGGACUUGCGCUCCUGUUGCUUGGAGCGCGCGGCGCGCAUGCGCGGGCGACACCGCAACUGACUCAGCGAGAAGCGGCGCUCGCGCCGGUGGGGACAGUUCGUUUCAGCGCAACGAUCCGGCCAGGUCUUGUGUGAUCGAGAGCUGUUGAAGUUUCGGUCUCAAACCCUGUGCCUAGCGCUCGAUCGGCUCGUUCAUCUUCCUGGGAGAAGCAAACCCGAUCAAGAUGAGUGACGAACAAUGGAGAGGCAAUAUAAUAGACUUUUCACAACCACCGACGGACGCGUCGUCUUCGUUUGAUCAAGGACGUGCACCGGUCAAGGGUAAAGGACGUGGUGCAGCUGUGUACAAUAACAACAACGAUGACAGCGAUUUCCGCGUGGGUGGUGGUAAUUCUUAUAGCGAUGAGAAUGCGAGCUACCAAGAAAGCCGUAACGACAGCACCAGCAAUAGAGAUUACGGCAAUAAUAGAUAUAAUGGCAGCGGUAACAGAUUCGGAGGAAACGACAAACCGCGUUACGGGAGAGGCGACGGUGAUGGAAGUGACCGCAGGUGGCAGGGGCAAAGUAAUAGGAAUAACGGUGACUGGGAUAAACGCAACAGGAAUAAAAAUGACGGCGAAACCGAGGACGGGGGGUAUGAUGGGAAUGAUGGGAGAAACGAUAGGAGAGAUGGACCGAGACGGGAUAGAAACGACGACAGAGGCGGCAGAGGCGGUGGUUACGGUGGUGGUAGAAACAGGAGAGGAGGCGACGAUGAUUAUUACGGCGAUGCAACCGAUGAAAAUCGCGAAGAUAGGGGAGGACGAGGCAACAGGAGAAACAACAGCGACGGCAAUAGAGACGACGGUGACGGUGAUAAGAAGAACAGGGAGAUUUACAUUCCGCCGGAUGAGCCGAAUGAUGAGAACUACUUAUUCGGGCACGAUGUGUCGAUGGGAAUCAAUUUCGAUAAAUAUGACGAUAUCGAGGUGAAGGUGUCCGGUGAGAACGCACCGCUUCCGAUACAUUCCUUCGAAUCGUCCGGUCUGAGAACUCUGUUGGUGGAAAACAUCAAGAAGUCUGGUUAUCAGAGGCCUACUCCCGUUCAAAAAUACGCCAUCCCGAUUAUAUUGAGCGGCCGCGAUCUGAUGGCUUGCGCGCAGACGGGUUCGGGUAAAACGGCAGCUUUCGUCGUUCCCAUCAUACAUACUUUAUUGGAGAACCCGAAGGAACUGGUUAGAACGGGCACGUCCUGCGAGCCGCACGUAAUCAUAAUAUCGCCCACGCGCGAGCUCACUUCCCAGAUACAUCAACAAGUCCGGAAAUUCGCCCUUAGCUCUGUCCUGAAAAGUGAACUGGUUUACGGAGGAACGUCGGUCAUGCAUCAGGGAAACAGGGUUUCCGCCGGAUGUCAUAUUUUAGUCGCGACUCCGGGUAGGUUAUUGGAUUUCAUUGGGAGAGGCCGAGUCAGAUUGUCGUCUCUACGUUUCUUCGUGCUGGACGAAGCCGACCGAAUGCUCGACAUGGGUUUUUUACCUGAAAUCGAAAAGAUCGUCGACCACGAGACAAUGGUGCCUCCGGAAGAAAGGCAGACGUUAAUGUUCUCCGCUACGUUCCCCAGCGAGAUACAAGAGUUGGCGGGGCGAUUUUUGAAGAAUUAUCUAUUCCUUGCCGUUGGGAUCGUCGGCGGCGCCUGCGCCGACGUGGAGCAGAAUUUUUAUCAGGCGUCCGGGCAACCAGAUAAACGUAAGCUGCUGAAGGAAUUGAUACAGAAGCAGAAUGAGACCGGCAGUAUAGAAGGUACGUUGGUGUUCGUCGAACAAAAGAGACACACCGAUUUUAUCGCCGCGUUCUUGUCGGAAAACAAUUUCCCGACCACUAGUAUACACGGCGACAGACUGCAGAGGGAACGAGAAGAGGCCCUGUCUGAUUUUAAGCGGGGCAAGAUGUCGAUCUUAGUGGCGACGGCGGUGGCUGCGCGCGGUCUAGACAUCAAAAAUGUCGCUCAUGUUAUCAACUUUGAUUUACCGAAGACGAUCGACGAAUACGUCCAUAGAAUUGGACGAACCGGCCGAGUGGGUAAUCGAGGUAAAGCGACUUCUUUCUUCGACCCGGAGCAUGAUACGCCUAUCACUGGCGAUUUGGUGAGGAUUUUGAAGCAAGCGGGUCAGCCGGUGCCAGACUGGCUGGAAUGCGGCGGCGGUAGCAGAAGUUUCGCACCCGGUCGAGGAUCACGACGAUUCGGCGGAGUGGAUAUCAGAAACAACAAAGAUGGAUAUGGUGAAUCGUACGACGAAGUUAUUGGUGAUGCACCCCCCGUACAAGUGGAACCGGAAGAGGAGUGGUAAAUACAACGUACCUCAAUAUGAUAUUACGGAAAGAGUUUCUUUUAAGUUAAAAACAAAAGUAAUACACGUUGAGUCCGUCGA
This is a messenger RNA of Dinoponera quadriceps, 3229 nucleotides long. RefSeq names its product ATP-dependent RNA helicase vasa, isoform A. Gene Ontology annotation, biological process: cell differentiation; gamete generation. Gene Ontology annotation, cellular component: nucleus; P granule. The coding region runs from base 1046 to 3148 and encodes 700 amino acids. Gene Ontology annotation, molecular function: RNA binding; RNA helicase activity; ATP binding. The transcript has 4 exons. NCBI's taxonomy places the organism in Eukaryota, Metazoa, Arthropoda, Insecta, Hymenoptera, Formicidae. The record is from RefSeq and is a predicted model, not a curated record.